CCUCCUAUACAACGAGGCCAUAACGAAUAUCCUCCAUGGCUACUUCCAAUACUCACAACCCCCUCCCUGAUAUACCACCAAAUCCUCCACGUUGGGAGCCAAGCACCGACCCGGCAAACAUUCAUAUACCAGGUCUAGAUACUACUGCGUCUGUAAAUGACCAGAUCGAUCAUAUUGAGCAGUUGAUCACGAUUAAGCUGCAGAAUGCCGAUGCGAAUAUGUCACGGAUACAGCAUUUAAUGCAGACGCGGUUGUUGCCCGCGUUCAAGAGGUUUGCGGUGGGAACUGAGCCGGUUAGGGAAGCUGCCAGGUUCUGGACAUCGUUCUACGAGGAGGCAGCUCAGGUCCGGAUUCCCACAUCCGACUUCGAUCUCGAGCAACCCUCCGAGUCCCAGCCUUCUACUUCCGCCACACAACCCACUCAAGACGAAACCACCGAGACCGAAGGAGAGGAAGAAGAAGAAGUAUCAGCGGAUGUGACCGCUAAUACUACCAUCCGCACCGAACGACCAGCCCAGAAUGCGUCCUCACGUCACUUCGAUCAAACCGAACCUCCAUCGUUCACCGAACACUCCUUCGCACCAGGACAGGCCGCUAUAUCUUCCACACCAGCCACGGCACACCGACAUCGUGUGCAGAAUCCAUCUGAUACGUUCACCACCCAAUCCUCCGAACCCUCAUGGAGCGCAUCCCUCGAAUCGCCACUCGUCCGCCUGAACAGACUCCAGGAUUUCGCCUCAGACCCCCAAAUGAUCUCCCCCUCCGCCGUAUCCACUGCCGACAGUGAAUCGAAUCUAUUCGACGACGGCGAAACGAUCCACGCCGCUCGACCCACCACGCAUUCCCGCUCCCGCUCCCCGUCACCUAAUAAACGGCAGCGCAGACCCUCCGACCGAACCCUCCGCCAAGACGUCCUCCGCCGCCAAACGCUCUCCCCCCACCGCUCCCGCGGCACCAAACCCAAAACCCCCAAAGGCGCCCCUCCGAACCCAUACCUCCCCAAAGACACCGACCCUUCGAAAUGGAACGGCCUCGUCGAUCUCCGAUCCACGCCUCUCCGUACCGGCGCCACAGCGACCACUCCGCGCCGCCUCCCCCGUGCUGCUCCGCUGCCUUCGCCCGCGUUUGGUGGGGGCGAUGAUGGUGGGGAUAGUGAGGGCGGAGAAGGGGGCAGUGAUGAUGAGGACGAGUUUGGGUUACCGCCGGGCAUGAGUCCGCCGGUUACGAUGGCGUUCGCGACGAUGCCGAAGGUGGGCGGGGGACAUGUCAGUGCGUUACCGAAGUUGGGGAGGACACCGAGUAAGCAGGCGGCACAGCGGAUAGGAAGGGAUUUGAUUGGGGAUUCGGCACGUCCUGUUGGGCGGGAUGCGAGUGCGUAUGGUGGUGGAGCAGGGGCGAGCUCGAGAAUGGAGACGAGAGGACCAGGUGGAGGAAUGGUGGUGAAGAGUUCGACGGAUACGAGCUUGAGUUCGGCGACGACGCCGCCUAGUCUUAUGAAAUUCAUGAGACAGAGUGGGAUCGGGGCAUAUCCGGGUCGGGGACCGGGUAUGAAUUCGAGCGAGAGUAUGGUCAGCGGGAGUGGAAGCAGUUUUGCGGCACAUGAUUCGACGUUGGACAGUAUGAUGCGGAGGAUCGGGGUCGACGGUGGUGGUAGCGGUGGGUACGAGCUUGGAGCUUAUGCUCGUCAACGCCAGAACCAAGCUCCUUCUAUUGGGACCGUGACCGGCUUGACGUUUGGUUCAAAGGCGUCUACAGCUACAUCAUCGAGGGCUGCUGGCCACGCUCCAGUCUUUUCGGAGGAAUCGUAUCACUUCCCUCCUCCUUCGAACUCCAAUCCUGAUCUCUCACCAGCCAAUCUAGUUCCUCCAAUACCAGCGCCUGUUCUGGGCCACCUGCCGACAGCCGCUCUCACCUCGGGUCAUCACCCGCACACACCCGAUCAACAGAACUAUGGGGCUCAUUACGAGGACGACGGAGCGGACGAUGGUGGCGCGUAUAUUGCUCCUACAUCUAGACAGCAAAUGUACAGGGACGAGCCAACAGAGACAUACAACUACAACGUUCCAGCCCACGCUCAUCAGCAAAACCAGCCCAUGGACCCUCUCACGCAAUAUAAUGCCCAAGCGGCCUCCAUCGACACAGAUGAAUACGAUCGGGACCGCGUAGGCCCUGGCGUGAAUGUCGGUGACGACUCGAUGGACUCCUUGGAUGACGAUGAAGAUUCGAUCAUCAACGAUACGGCCCAUCCUUCCGCUGCGUUCCUGCUGGCCUCGCAGCAGAGGGGUGUGCAUGAUCAGGAUGAUAGUUUCGAUAGUGAGAAUUCGGCGGAUUAUUAUGAUGAGGUUGGCUCGGGAGAGGGCAUAGAGGGAGGGAGGUUUUUCAACAACGACGACGAUGAUUCGUUUGAUGAUGAUUCGUUCGAUAGGGCGGAGGAGAGAGAGGCUGCAGAGUUGCGCGCUGCCGGUGGUGGUGGCGAGAUGGUUGAUGAUGAUGGAUGGGAUGAUGAUGAUGACGAUUUCGAUGAUGACGGGGGCGGCGGGGCGACGGAGACAGUCUUCGGGGAGAGGGCGGCGAGAAGGUCGGUUGGUGGGCAGAGGGCGGAUUACAGGAUUAUGAGACCUCAGGGAGGGGAGGAGACGGAGACAAUAGGGACCGAUGGGGGGACGGGAAUGAUGAUGAUGGGGCAUGGGAGGGGUGUGCCGGAGACACCGACGCCGUGGAUGGGAUAG
Messenger RNA from Stereum hirsutum FP-91666 SS1, 2729 nucleotides. RefSeq lists its product as uncharacterized. Gene Ontology annotation, biological process: attachment of spindle microtubules to kinetochore. The record is from RefSeq and is a predicted model, not a curated record. The transcript has 3 exons. NCBI's taxonomy places the organism in Eukaryota, Fungi, Basidiomycota, Agaricomycetes, Russulales, Stereaceae. The coding region runs from base 36 to 2729 and encodes 897 amino acids. Gene Ontology annotation, cellular component: mitotic spindle; DASH complex; mitotic spindle pole body.